Molecule: messenger RNA, 2223 nt
Organism: Oncorhynchus gorbuscha (pink salmon)
Lineage: Eukaryota; Metazoa; Chordata; Actinopteri; Salmoniformes; Salmonidae
Product: twist-related protein 2-like
Exons: 2
Coding region: 1504-2085 (193 amino acids)
Biological process (GO): developmental process; regulation of transcription by RNA polymerase II
Molecular function (GO): RNA polymerase II transcription regulatory region sequence-specific DNA binding; protein dimerization activity; DNA-binding transcription factor activity, RNA polymerase II-specific
Source: RefSeq, a predicted model, not a curated record
AAAUAUUUAGGCUAAGUCCUCGUUUGAGCGUGCAGUUCAAACAGGAGAAGGCAGAGAUUUCUUACCUUUUCCAGACGUUGGCUAUCUCCAGGGGGCUUUCCAUACAACACAGGGUAUUGUCCACAUUUCUUCAGAGACCACAUACUGAAUGCACUCAAGUGAUUCCACAUAUAAACAUUGUACCCUAGUGCAACACAACCCAAUGUCCCUGAUGCAUUCAGUGCACUUUUACAUUGGAGGGCAUUCAUGGAACUGUUUUGGACUGAGGCCUAUUCGAAUCGAAUCUCAAAAGUCAAGCAAUAGAUUUUGUUCUUGUGUUGUGGGUGUCUGCAAUGUUUGAGAACUGAGUGAUGGUGGUGGAACUGAAGGGUAUGUUCAUGUUCUGGCACAGAGGAUGAAACAAAUGUUUCCAGAGGCACCCCUUAGAUUCAGAACCUCUCAUUCUUUCCUUUACUUGAGCUAAUUUUGCUAUUAGACUUCACUGCUACUCUGGUAUGCCAGUUUCCCCUUUAGCCUACCGCUCAGAAGACUGUGCCAGGUCUCCAGUAAAACAAAGUGAAUCUGAACACACUGUCUCUGAGGCUUUUUCUGACUUACAAAACAAUGGAACUGUGAAAUUGAAUGCAAUGAAACUGUACAAAACGAUUCAGUUCGAUGAAAGGUUAAGAUAAUGACAGCCUAGUUCUAUAGUAUCCAUCUCUCUAGAACUACUAACGAGUGUUUUUGCUCUUCCUCAUGCAAAGCCUCUAAUUAUUAUAAGAAACCUGGGCACACUAACAAGGUCUGUCCUGAGGAGUUAUAGUACAUCAUGUGAGGAGAAUAUUGUCUAGGUCCUACUUUCAAAAUCCAAAGGAAUUGAUGAUGGUGUUGAGUUGUGGAGACUUUAAGAAGGGAAAAGGAGGUAUGGGGGAGGGGAGCUACUUGUUUUGGAAGAAAUCUGGAACCUAUAAACUUGGACAACUUAUACGAAAAAGAACGGCAGAAUAUCCUCAUCUGAUUGGUCAACCCACGUGCCUUUGUCUCCGCCUCAUCCCUUUACCCUUACCAAUCACAAAACGCAUUCUCUUCCUGUUAUGCUUGGCCUGGCUGUGCCUUAGAACCCAUCUGGACCAAUCUGUGGAACAGAUGGGUGGGAACUUACAAGUUCCAUCCUCUUUCUUCUUUAAAAAGCCAGAUGCAGGUUGGCUGCUGUCUUACAUUGAGCUAGGAUACUGGACGCAACUGCCGUUCUGAAUGUAGCGAGCAGAUUGUAUUGUUAAAUUGUUGUCAUGUCUAGAUAUGUAGGCAACAUAUGGAUUUCCAAUACUGAGAAUUGAUUAUUUUUCCAUUUGCUUUCUAUUGCUAGCAGACCUGGCAGAUCACUUCUGGUAUUUCUAUAUACAGGCUUGCCAUAGAACAGAGAAACUAAAGGAGGCAUAGCCCAUUAGAGGCCCUGAAUGAGAGAACAGAGGAGUGGGAUAGAACAGUGUAGCUGUAGAAACAGGGUUAGGUAGAUAGACUGCCAUGAGAGAGGAUCCGUCAAGCUGUGGUGAAUACCCUGAGGGAGGGGUGGUGUCCAGCGAGGAGGAGCCAGACUGUGCUCCAAACAAAUGCCCUGUGGUGGUGGUAACACCAGGGGCUGGCGGGCGCAAAAGGGUCACCAGGAAAGACAACAUUUCAUCGCCAACAGAGGACAACAAGUCAACGACAGGAGGGCCUCCCAGUCUGAUCCCAUCAGGACCCAAGAGGCCUAAGAAGAGUCCCCAGCCCUCCCUGUCUCCUCUCCCCAUCCCAGGCCAGCCCCUGGAGGACCCUCAGCACCAACGGGUGGUCGCCAAUGUACGGGAGCGCCAACGGACGCAGUCCCUGAAUGAUGCCUUUGCCUCGCUUCGUAAGAUCAUCCCCACGCUGCCGUCAGACAAGCUGAGCAAGAUUCAGAUCCUGAAGCUGGCCUCACGCUACAUUGACUUCCUCUACCAAGUCCUGCAGAGUGAUGAGAUGGACGCCAAGCUGGCCAGCUGUAACUACCUAGCCCACGAGAGACUCAGCUAUGCAUUCUCAGUGUGGAGGAUGGAGGGGGCCUGGUCCAUGUCCGCUACCCACUAGCCCUCCCACUUACCUCUCUAACACCCUCUCGCCCUCCCCUCCUGCCCCCUCGCCCUCCCACAGCUGUGCCCUCCGGACCAAAUCUCCCAUGACCUCUGACCCCUGCUCUCUGACCCUCAUCCUCACACCAUCUAACUC